This is a messenger RNA of Cottoperca gobio, 676 nucleotides long. RefSeq names its product histone H2B 1/2. Lineage: Eukaryota; Metazoa; Chordata; Actinopteri; Perciformes; Bovichtidae. The record is from RefSeq and is a predicted model, not a curated record. Gene Ontology annotation, molecular function: protein heterodimerization activity; DNA binding; structural constituent of chromatin. Bases 37 to 282 code for a protein of 81 amino acids. The transcript has a single exon. Gene Ontology annotation, cellular component: nucleosome.
AGGAAGGAGAGCUACGCCAUCUACGUGUACAAGGUGAUGAAGCAGGUCCACCCCGACACCGGCAUCUCCUCCAAGGCCAUGGGUAUCAUGAACUGCUUCGUGAGCGACAUCUUCGAGCGCAUCGCCGGUGAGGCCUCCCGUCUGGCUCACUACAACAAGCGCUCCACCAUCACUUCCAGGGAGAUCCAGACCGCUGUCCGCCUGCUGCUGCCCGGGGAGCUGGCGAAGCACGCCGUGUCUGAGGGCACCAAGGCCGUGACCAAGUACACCAGCUCCAAGUAAACUGCUGUGAAGUCAACUACUCAAAGGCUCUUUUAAGAGCCACCCACUACAUCUAGAGACGUGUCCUGUCAGUUAAACUAUUUAUUAUAGAAAAUGUAUACAAUUCAAAUCCUGUCACUUCAAUAACUACAUGUAGAACAGAAAAUCAGUUGUAUUUUAAUGUAACCUGCCGUUUUCGUGCUUUCCCAUCUGUAAAUACCACGUGUGCAACCAGGUUCUUGUCCUACGGCCAUACCACCCUGAACAUGUCUGAUCUCGAAAGCUAAGCAGGGUCGGGACGGGUCAGUACUUGUUUUGGAGAGCGCCUGGGAAUACCCGGUGCUGUAAACUUUUCAUUCUUUCAUCAGCAGUGGGUGCUGCUGCCUCUUCAGUGGCGACACAGCUGACAACAGUU